AUGAAGGAAAAGGGAUUGGAAAGGUGCAAGAAAAUUAUUACAUGGUUCAAGAAAAAGUCCUCCAUUGUAACGAUCGUUUCAGAUGAAAAGAUCUUCACUGUCAAUGCUGUUCUGAGCCGCAGAAAUGACAGAUUUAUCGCAAAACCAACUGCUGAGGUUAAGGGGACAUUCAAAAUAAAACAUCCUGCUCAAGUUAUGGCUAUUGGUGUUGUGGCUUCCGAUGGAAAGAAAAUACCUAUAAAAUUCUACAAAGCUGAUGAAAAGAUCAAUGUUAAUACUUACUACAAGACUCUGAGAUACCAGGUAUUGCCAUGGCUUAAAGCAAAUUACCCAGAUGGUAAUUAUGUAUGGACACAGGAUGGUGCUCCAGCCCACACAGCUAGAAAUAUACAAGAUUUCUGCAAAUCCAACUUUAGCAAUUUUUUGGAAUCAUGUUUAUGGCCGCCUUUUAGCCCAGAUCUAAACCCUCUGGAUUAUGCUAUUUGGGGCGUUUUAGAACAUGCUAUCAAUAGAACAUCACACAGCAAUGUCGACUCUCUUAAAGAUACUAUUAAAGAAGAAUGGGAGAAGUUGUCUCCUGAAUAUUUGAGGAACACUUGCACAAGUUUCAGGAAGCGUGUGAAGGCAGUUAUUGAGCAAGAAGGAGGACACAGAGAAUAA
Molecule: messenger RNA, 660 nt
Organism: Octopus bimaculoides (California two-spot octopus)
Lineage: Eukaryota; Metazoa; Mollusca; Cephalopoda; Octopoda; Octopodidae
Source: RefSeq, a predicted model, not a curated record